AUGGGGAGUAUCCUAGAUUCCUAUCCAGAGUACAGCCAAACAUCUCGGCUAGACGAACUGCGGGCUACCGAGUAUGGCUACCUCGACGAACAGGGUCAUCUUUAUCUCGACUUCACCGGUGCCGGUCUGGCUGCAAAAUCCCAGAUCCGAGCACAUGAGUCCCGGCUCGGGCAAACACUCUUCGGCAACCCUCACUCGACGAACCCCACAAGCCAGUCCGCUACCCGUCUCGUGGAAGACGCGAGGGCCCGAGUCCUCGACUAUCUCAAUGCGUCCCCGAAAGAAUACACCGCAAUCUUCACCGCGAACGCGACGGGUGCCGCACGGCUGGUUGCAGAGGCAUACCCGUUCAAGAGGCGGACCAACCUUGUGUUGACGUCGGAUAAUCACAACUCCGUGAACGGGCUGCGGGAGUUCGCCCGUCGAAGCCACGCGAAGACCGUCUACGUCCCGGUCCGAGCACCUGAGCUCCGAGUCGAUCCCUCGGAUCUCAUGUCGGCCCUGAGCCGUCGCAGGGGAGAGACUUUGCUAGUGACACAACUUGAUGCGUUGAAGGAGAUUUUUCAAUCGAAAGCGAACGCCUUUAUGAAGCCAGAAAUCACGAGAAGGAUACAAACUCCUGUCAUGGGAAACGGCAUCGUGUUUACUGAAGGCGAGGAGCAUCGUGCCGACAGAAGGCUGUUCUCUCCACCGUUCUCUUUGAACAAAAUAAAAAGACUCAUUCCGAUGAUUCAGUACAUGGCAAAGCAGCUUAACCAACAUCUCAGCCAACUUACUGAACAACAACCUGCGAUCAUUGAUAUCUCUUCAAUGUGGUCGAGGGUGACUUUAGAUGUAAUUGCCUAUUAUUCAACUGGCACCGACAUGUCCAUUACGCUCAAGCCUUCAGUCUUUCACGACUCUUACCAGGACGUGUUCGAUCCGUCGACAUUUGGGCAGCUACUGAUGUUGAUUUCGGGUUUCUUUCCCGCUGUUCGAUUGAUUCCCUUCAAGGAGAACCGCAAAUUCAAUUCUGCGAGGGAAAGAAUUCGUUCCGAAAUUAGGAAAAUCAUUCGUCAGCGGAUGUCUGAGCUCUCCGAAGAAUCGGCCAAGGACGUCGAAAAACCGGAUUUGCUUUCGCACAUGAUAUCGGAGUCUCGUGCCACAGGCCAGCUAUGGCCAGAAGAGAAAUUAUUUGAAAAUGUUCUCAACCUCUUCGGCGCCGGGCACGAGACUUCCGCUACCACUUUGGUCUGGACAAUUCACGCGCUCACACUCCAUACGGAUAUCCAAGACCGGCUACGUGCGGACGUAUUGAAUCUUCUUGAACGCAAGCCAAACCCGGACUUCGUGGAUCUGGAAAGCCUCCCCUACCUCGACAAAGUCUUGAAGGAAAGCCUCCGGCUGUACAACCCAGGGAUUGCGACGGGGAGAGAGCCGAUGCAUGAUGUCGAAGUCUGCGGGAUCCUCAUACCGAAAGGCACAAUGAUCAUGUGUAUGCCGUCCAUUUUGAACCAGAACCCAGCGAUCUGGGGCCCAGAUGUGGACGAGUUCAAGCCCGAGCGAUGGGACAACCUGACUGGCCAAGCGGCGGACCCGAACGCGAUGGCCAGUUUCUUACUUGGGCCACGAUCAUGCAUCGGCAAGGCUUUCUCUAUGUUGGAGAUGAAGAUCCUGCUCGUGGAAGUGCUCUCGAAGUUCCGUUUCGAGGCUGUCGUCGAUGAAAAGGACAUGGUCCUGAUGAAUCCGAGUCUGACGUUGCGUAUCCAAGGAGGGUUGAAAGCCCGGGUUACCCGUCUGUGA
This is a messenger RNA of Colletotrichum karsti, 1782 nucleotides long. Its product is annotated as cytochrome P450. The coding region runs from base 1 to 1782 and encodes 593 amino acids. The transcript is spliced from 4 exons. The record is from RefSeq and is a predicted model, not a curated record. NCBI's taxonomy places the organism in Eukaryota, Fungi, Ascomycota, Sordariomycetes, Glomerellales, Glomerellaceae. Gene Ontology annotation, molecular function: heme binding; iron ion binding; monooxygenase activity.